AUGGAGAAGGCGGCCCAGUUCCCCGCCAGAGGCGAAGCCCCCCAGCCCCGGGCCGGGGACUGCUACGCCGAGCUGCUGGCCAAAGGCUUGCCCCGGGAGGGGCUGCUUCAGGUGGACGCGCUGCCCCGCCGGCUGCAGCAGGGACGCCACGCCCGGGAGCCGGGGCUGCGCGCGGGCAUCAAGGCAGAAAUUCAUUUCAGCAGUGAAGCCCUUUCCUCAGAAGAGGAGGAUGGGGAGACUCAUGAAAGCAAGAUAAAAUCGCUGAGCAAACACUCACCUCCAAAGAAAACCAUCACUCAGAUUAUGAAGGAUAAAAAGAAGCAGACGCAGCUCACCUUGCAAUGGCUGGAAGAGAAUUACAUUGUAUGUGAAGGAGUUUGUCUGCCAAGGUGCAUCCUUUAUGCCCAUUACCUGGAUUUCUGUAGGAAAGAGAAACUUGAACCUGCCUGUGCUGCCACAUUUGGGAAGACUAUUCGUCAGAAAUUUCCUCUUCUCACUACAAGGAGGCUGGGCACAAGGGGCCAUUCGAAAUAUCACUAUUAUGGCAUUGGCAUUAAAGAAAGCAGUGCGUACUAUCAUUCUGUAUAUUCUGGGAAAGGUUUGACAAGGUUUUCUGGAAGCAAGCUAAAGAAUGAGGGUGGAUUUACUCGGAAAUAUUCCCUCAGCUCCAAAACGGGGACUCUCCUUCCAGAAUUCCCCAGUGCUCAGCACCUUGUGCUGGAAGGGUGCAUCUCAAAAGACAAGGUGGACACUCUCAUCAUGAUGUAUAAAACCCACUGUCAGUGUGUCCUUGACAAUGCCAUUAAUGGAAACUUUGAAGAGAUCCAACAUUUUCUGCUGCAUUUUUGGCAAGGGAUGCCUGACCACCUUCUUCCCCUGCUUGAAAAUCCUGUUAUCAUUGACAUCUUCUGUGUUUGUGACUCAAUAUUGUACAAGGUCCUUACAGAUAUACUUAUCCCUGCAACUAUGCAAGAAAUGCCAGAAAGUUUAUUGGCAGAUAUAAGAAAUUUUGCUAAAAACUGGGAGCACUGGAUUGUUUCAUCAUUGGAAAAUCUGCCAGAAGACCUUACAACAAAAAAAUUGCCGAUAGCACGAAGAUUUGUGUCUUCUCUGAAGCGUCAAACGUCCUUCCUGCACUUAGCCCAGAUUGCCCGGCCAGCUCUUUUUGAUCAACAUGUAGUGAAUGCCAUGGUUGCAGAUAUUGAGAAGGUAGAUCUGCACAGCAUUGGAUCUCAGGCACUUCUCACGGUCUCAGGAAGCAUGGACCCUGAUGGGGAGGGCUACAGCGAAUAUGACUCUAUUACAGUGUUCCAAGAACUGAAGGAUCUCUUAAAGAAGAAUGCCACUGUGGAAUCAUUUAUUGAAUGGCUGGAUACUGUGGUUGAGCAAAGAGUUAUCAAGGCCAGCAAGCAGAAUGGUCGAUCACUAAAGAAGAGAGCUCAAGACUUCCUUCUCAAGUGGAGCUUUUUUGGAGCACGAGUAAUGCAUAAUCUCACCUUGAACAAUGCAUCGAGUUUUGGUUCGUUUCAUCUGAUCCGCAUGCUUUUAGAUGAAUACAUCUUGCUGGCCAUGGAGACCCAAUUCAACAAUGACAAAGAACAAGAACUCCAGAAUCUAUUGGACAAGUAUAUGAAGAAUCUUGAUGCAAGUAAAGCUGCUUUUACUGCAUCACCAAGCUCUUGUUUCCUAGCAAACCGCAACAAAACGGGUACAAUUUCUAGUGAUGCUUCAGUAAAAAACGAAUGCCUCAUGGAACAAGCCUAUUUCCCUUUGUCAACCAGUCAACACAGUAGCAUGUCCUCUGGCCUGAACCCAUUCCGUACAGGGAACAAUGAGGAUAUGCAGCUUACAGGUCAAACAGAGCUCUCUCAGAGCACUGGCCAUCUUAUGACACCACCCAUUUCUCCUGCUAUGGUUAGUCGUGGAAGUGUUAUCAACCAGGGACCAAUGGCUGGAAGACCUCCAAGUGUAGGUCCAUCAUUAUCUGCACAUUCCCAUUGCUCUUCUUACUCAGAAUCCCUUUACCAGACUGUGCCACAGACAAACCAGAAUUUUUAUGGUGUUAGUGCCAAUUACCCAGCCAUGUUCAGGACUCAGACUCAUCCCUCUUCUGGAGCCUAUCAGCAUAGAGCUGAACCUAGUCACUACACAGCCACGAAUGAGCAGCGAUUCUCAAGAGACUUCUUCAGUAGCAGCUGUGCUGUUUCUCCCUACAGUGCCAGGUCGCCUUCUAAUUAUGAAUCUUCUGCAAAUGUACAGGAGUCUCACAACAUGCAGUUUUUGAAUAAUGGGGGCUACAACUUCAUGAACAAUUCAGUGACCUGUCAAGGAUCACCGUAUCCCUCAAAUGCUUCCAACGGGUUUUAUGGAAAUAAUAUGAACUACACAGAAUCCCACAGACUUGGGUCCAUGGUAGAUCAGCACGUUUCUGUCAUCAGCAGCAUUCGAUCAUUACCUCCGUACAGCGACCUUCAUGACCCACUUAGCAUCUUGGAGGACACCGAAAGAAAACAGGGAGCAUCAUAUUACACAGAUGCCUCGACAGCUUGCCGGAAUCCUAUUGUAGCUUCAGGUAUCCAACCUGCCAUAUUGACAUCAUCCUCCCAGUGCAUGUUUGGAAAUUCUAGGCACUGUCCUUCCCAGGAAACGAUGGACUCUUCUGGACAGGCAACCAGAGACAUGGUAUCAUCUUUGCCACCAAUCAACACUGUCUUCAUGGGAACUGCUGCAGGAGGCACCUGA
Gekko japonicus is the source of this 2742-nucleotide messenger RNA. RefSeq names its product regulatory factor X6 (gene RFX6). Gene Ontology annotation, molecular function: RNA polymerase II cis-regulatory region sequence-specific DNA binding; DNA-binding transcription factor activity, RNA polymerase II-specific. Bases 1 to 2742 code for a protein of 913 amino acids. Lineage: Eukaryota; Metazoa; Chordata; Lepidosauria; Squamata; Gekkonidae. The transcript is spliced from 19 exons. The record is from RefSeq and is a predicted model, not a curated record. Gene Ontology annotation, biological process: regulation of transcription by RNA polymerase II.